Medioppia subpectinata is the source of this 1443-nucleotide messenger RNA. Lineage: Eukaryota; Metazoa; Arthropoda; Arachnida; Sarcoptiformes; Oppiidae. The record is from the annotation of a GenBank genome assembly.
AUGUGCAUGUAUCCAAACACCAUCGGAAGUAUGGAUGUGUUGCCAGUGAUAACAGUAGAGCCCAUAGCGUUUGUCUUCAUGUUUGCCACGUUUGGCGAAUACACGUGCGCUCAGGACCUGCUCUUCACCAACAAUUGUGUCCAUUAUUUCCAAUCAAAUCAAUGUCUUAUCGAUAAGAGUGAAGAAAGCGAUGCAUUGCUUGCGAUUGAGUCCCAAACCACUCAACAACUCAUGUAUUAUAACUCUAUACUCGCCAUCGCAUCCAUCUUCAGCUCAUUUAUCAGCGGAUCUUAUGGUGACUCUUGCGGCCGAUUAGUGCCGCUAUCGGUUCCACCGCUUCUCUCAUUCAUAGUUCAGUGUCUAUUCAUAAUAUCUUCGUUCAGAUUGAGUCCAGCCGUAGAUAUAUUGCCAUUAGUGCUCAUCUGUAGCCUAAUAUCUGGUCUAUCGGGCGGUUCGUCCAGUUUUUUGGCCAAUUGUUUCGGCUUUGUUUCCGACAAAAGCCGUCAAAAACAACGGACACAGCGUUUAGUCAUAUUAGAGGCGAAUGUCUUUUGUGGAGCUUUUCUCGGAUCAAUUACCACUGAUUUGUGUCAAAUGAGAGCCAAAGAGAAGGAAUGGUUCCCAGAAUUAGCGUCAAAACUUCACUUAUGGGACGGAAGUGUUGACGAGUUUAUUGUUUCUGUUUGUACGGAACCGACCACUCCUUUGGGACACAUCUUUUUCGGGGCCACUGGUCUGGCCCUAUGUCUCCUACCAUUGGCUCAAUACUAUCUAUUGCCCCAAAUAUGCGACACAAGUAUAGCAAUAAUUGGCAUUUUGUCGCGAACUCUGGGCUUAAUAUUGAUAGGUUUGGCGACCAAUUCUGGGCUAAUGUUCUCAUCGAUCAUAUUAUUGACAUUCUGUGAGUUCCCGUUACCCGCCAUUCGGUCUCUCCUCUCAAAACUGGUCGAUACGACCGAAAGGGGAAAAGUGUUUGCAUUUCUCACACUUUUCCAUAACUUGUGUUCACUUUCUGGCGGAAUACUAUUUCCACUCAUUUAUAAGAAUGCAAUCAAUAAUAAUCGAUAUUCUGGUCUCUGUUUCCAAAUCACUGCUGCCUUACAAGUGAUGGCAAUGUCUCUAUUCAUUUAUAUACGAUAUGAACUCAAAUCCGCGCAUUUCGUCCAAACAGCCAAUGAAUCGACUGAUCCUUCGGAGACAAACAGUAUCUUAGAUGAAGAUAAUGGCGGAGCAGAUAAUGAUAACACGACAGACACUUAAGCAUGUAAUCAAUAAAUAGUGAAACAAAGAGUGGUUUUCAAUUGUAAACUGUAUUUCAAUAUGAAAUUAGUUGAUAAUCUCAAUAACCUAUAAUUGGAUUCACAUAUAAAUAGUGAUCAAAUGUCAUCAAAUGGUAGUUUUGUUUUUGGAUCCAAGCGUUUCGGAAAGUGAUGUAAAGACAGA